Rotaria sp. Silwood1 is the source of this 1338-nucleotide messenger RNA. NCBI's taxonomy places the organism in Eukaryota, Metazoa, Rotifera, Eurotatoria, Philodinida, Philodinidae. The record is from the annotation of a GenBank genome assembly.
AUGAAUAAUUUAUCAUCACAUAAUGUUUUAGUUUGGGCCCAACAUGAAAUAGAUGAUUUAUGGAAUUCUAUCAAUAGAUCUCCAUCAGAUUCUUUUUCGUAUUGGAUCUCAUUAGCAAGUUUUACAUUUGCUGUCUUAGGUUCAUUAAGUAAUUUAAUGUCCGGCAUUGUUUUAUAUAAAUUAAGUACACAAUUAUCAACAUUCGUUUAUUUAACUAGUUUAUCAAUAUCUGAUAUGAUAACAUGUAUAACAAUAAUGUUAAUGCUAAUAAUUGAAUUUCUACUUCAAACUCGACAGAGUAUGUCAGUAACAAUUUUUCUUCGUCGAGUUGAAAUUAUAUUUGGAGCUUUAGCUGCUGCUAGUCGAGUUUUAUCCUUUUGGAUAUCAACAGCAGUUACAAUUGAUCGAUAUAUAUUAAUUUGUUAUCCAUUGUAUGGAAAAACAUUUUGUACAUUAUAUAGAGCAAAAGUUGUUUCACGAACAUUAUUUAUUGUUGCAUUUAUUUAUUCAGUUCCACUUCUUUUUGAAUAUGAAGUUAUAAAACUACCAAGUGUUUAUCAAAUGAUUCAAUUUGAUAAUGAAUCAAUAGCAGUAAACGAUGAAAAACUUAAUAAAAACAGUAUGCUUGUUACAAAAGGUUAUACUGAUUUAGCUAAAAGAAGAGCGUAUCGUUGGGCUUAUCUAUUUUUUAAUGCUAUAUUUGUUUAUACAUUACCAACGUUAAUCAUAAUUUUUUCGAAUUUACAAUUAAUAGGCGCUUUAAAGCGUCGUAAAUCUCGUACAAAAAGUAUAAGAAAAAGACAUCAUUCAAAUCAUUCUGAAAAAACAAAUCGUCAAUCCAAUCGUUUUCAUCAUUCAAAAUAUUCUAUAACAAUAAUGGUUAUUGCUAUGGUAUUAGCAUUACUUUUAUGUCGAAGUCCAACAAUAGUUCUUUGGAUUUUAUGGUCAUUUGAAUUAACGAUAAAAACUUUCUUUGAUUCAUCAUCAAGUUCAUUUGUAAGACGUUUUCAUAAUAUAGCAAAUUUAAUUGCUAUUAUUAAUGCAGCUACUAAUUUUAUUCCAUUUUGUGUAUUUGGACAAUUAUUUCGUGCUGAAUGUUUAACAAUUUAUUGUUGUCGAAAACCAACAAGCGAACAAUUAGCAAAACAAUCAAAAAUAAUACAUGAACGAAAACAUCGACAUGUAAAAAAGAAUGCAAAAACAAAAACAACUAUUAAUGAAAAAAAUACAAUUCAUAUUGAAAUAGAUUAUUUACAUACUGUUUCAUCCAUACAUUCUGAUUCAAUAAGCGGAGUAAGCCGACCAUCUAGUGAUCAAUUCAUUGAACUAAUAUGUUAA